CAUCCGACCCAUGUCAUCGGGCACCCAUGCUCGUGGACCGGUGCCGCUGUCUUAUCAGCGCUGAUAACAAUUACGCCUGCAUUUGUUUUUAUUGGCCGCACGGAGGGUGUGCGCGCCUCCGCCUGAACUACCUAUAUAAUUGCCUGCCUCCAAUCUUCAAGCUGCACUCUUGUAAUCGCGCGUGUCGCGUCACGCGCUCAGCUCAUCAUCACACCAACACACCUACAUAUUUAAUUUUACUACUUCUCUUCAAAUCUACGGUAACUCCAAAAGACUUCAGAAAAAUGGCUUAUCUUCAAUCGAUGCCUAAAUCUGAGACGAUCAGGCUCCGGGAGAAACAUAUUGGGGCUGCCUGCCAGUUGUUCUUCCGUUCAUCGCCGCUGAAAAUUGUUCGGGGAAUUGCUCAAUUUAUGUAUGAUGAGACGGGCGAGCGGUACCUCGACUGUAUCAACAAUGUCGCACACGUUGGGCAUUGCCACCCCCACGUGGUAGAAGCUGGCAGGAAUCAAAUGUCCCUCAUAUCCACCAACAACAGAUACCUUCACGACGAGAUGGUCAUUUUGGCUGAAAGACUAGUGAAAACCAUGCCUGACCCACUGUCUGUGUGCUUCUUUGUUAACUCAGGCUCAGAGGCAAAUGACCUCGCCUUCAGAUUAGCCAGGAUACACACUAACAAAAAGGAUGUCAUAACGCUUGACCACGCGUAUCAUGGCCAUCUUACGACCAUGAUCGAUGUGUCUCCCUACAAACUGAACCUACCCGGAGGGCCCGACAAGCCAGAGUGGGUUCACGUGGCUCCGGUCCCAGAUGUGUACAGAGGAAAAUACACGUAUCCCAAAGACGCUCAAUCAGAAGAGGAUUUAGGGAAACUGUACGCGGAUGAAGUAGGAAAAUUGUGCAAGGAGGUUACGGAGAGAAAUGGUGGCGUAUGUGCCUUCAUAGCCGAGAGCCUUCAGAGCUGCGGCGGGCAGAUCAUUCCGCCCGAGGGCUAUCUCAAGAGGGUUUACGAAUAUGUUAGGGAUGCGUCAGGGGUAUGCAUUGCCGACGAAGUACAAGUUGGUUUUGGUCGUGUGGGAACCCACAUGUGGGCCUUCGAGACCCAGGAUGUGGUGCCCGAUAUUGUGACCAUUGGGAAACCUAUGGGGAACGGCCAUCCAGUGGCGGCAGUGAUCACAACUCCUGAAAUCGCGAAGAGUUUUGCGGACACAGGCGUAGAAUACUUCAACACGUACGGUGGCAAUCCCGUAUCUUGCGCCAUUGCCAAUGCAGUAUUAGACGUUAUAGAAGAAGAGAAUCUUCUAGAACGAGCGGCACGCGUCGGUAACCACCUGAUGUCGCGGUGUGAAGAUUUGAAAAUGAGGCAUCGGCUGGUGGGGGAUGUGAGGGGUAGGGGACUGUUCGUGGGUGUAGAGUUGGUUACUGACAGGGAAGCCAGGACCCCUGCCACGGCUGAAGCAAAACAUAUUAUUAACAGAAUGCGAGAGGAGAAGAUCCUGAUCAGCCGGGACGGGCCGGAUAGCAACGUGCUGAAGUUCAAGCCACCCAUGGUGUUCAGUACUCAGGACGCGGACCGGCUGGUGGACACCCUGAACAGAGUGUUGACGGAGCUGGACGGCGCUAGGAUGCCGUUGGCUAACCUCCAACUUGAGGUUCUGGUGACUCCCAUCAGUGACGAUGAAGGAAACGAAGAGUCGCUAUUGAAAUCCAACAUGCAGACUAUCAAAAGCACGUGACGGCCUCAUUCUUGUACACCACUGAGUAUUAUCUAAAUAGUACUGUAAAUAUAGACGUAAGAUGUAAAUAUUUUACCAUUUUGAUAGUCUUUAAAACAUUUAUUCCAACUUAUGUUAGCUACAAAAACAAUUUGAAAUCCCGAUAUUGCAUUUACCUAAUUCUAACAAGUAGCUCGCAAUAGAAAAACAGAAAAGUUGGGACAAUUGCAUUGCUAUAUUUGUCAAGAGUUCGAUUUUGAUUUAAAAAACUUUUGCAAAAUAUCUAACGAACAUACAUACUGAGAUUUAAUAAUCUCUUCUAAAAGUAUUUUUUCGAAGUAGAUUUUAACAGAGUGUAUUUGAUAAUAAAAAUAAAUAUUUUAUAUAUGAUAGGGAUAUGCUUUCAGAUUAUUCUUACCUUAGUUACUUAUAAAUAAUAUUAAAUCGUGUAACUAUUGCAAUUAAAACAUUAAUGUAAAAUCUAUAAAUUGUGUUCUGACACAAUGCUAAAAUGAAUUGAUAUGUAUCCUAUGGAUAGUAUGAAGAAGAGUUGAAGUCUGUUUUUUGAAACUUUUUAACAAAUAAGGAAACUAAAUAAAACACUGAACCAUUAA
Plodia interpunctella (Indianmeal moth) is the source of this 2326-nucleotide messenger RNA. RefSeq lists its product as uncharacterized. The coding region runs from base 27 to 1733 and encodes 568 amino acids. Lineage: Eukaryota; Metazoa; Arthropoda; Insecta; Lepidoptera; Pyralidae. The record is from RefSeq and is a predicted model, not a curated record. Gene Ontology annotation, molecular function: transaminase activity; pyridoxal phosphate binding. The transcript is spliced from 10 exons.